GAGACGCACCGCCGCCGGCCCAGUUAUUCAGAGUUUCAUAAGAGGUCCCGGUGCCAGCUUCUGUGAUGUCAAUCCCCAGAAGAAGUCAAGUUGAGAAGAAGAGGCUCUCCAGUUUUACAAGAAAGGGGCUCCUGGAAGUGCCAUCCCCAACAGAGAAGGACUGGCCAAAGGAUGAUGAAGGUGAUUAUGUCUUCAAAGAUUCAGGUCAGGAGAUGGAUUCCCUGCCUCAGCCUUAUCGAAUGAUCAACAAGAUGGUGAACCUUCUAUUUGACCAGUCUUGGAAAGUUAUCCAGGAGAGGGAUGCAUUGAGGGAAGCUGAGCUCAGCCGGAUCCAGCCUGUCACCUACCCUCCACAUGUAGAAAACAAGCUCAGCAAGAUGCCAAAUUGUAUGGCAGUUUCCCAAGACUAUGUCUUCAUUGGAGGAGCCAAAGGAUUCUCCAUCUAUAAUCUGUACAGUGCUAAACAAAUAUGUAUUUGGGAGAAACUUAAGGUCGAUGUCACUUCCAUCUGGACCACUGAUUUAGGGAAUGAAAUACUUAUUGCUCCUGUGGAUGAAAUGGGUAUUGCUAGACUGUUUUACUUUUAUAAGGAUAGUCUUUUCCUAAUCAAAGCCAUCAAUGAAGCGGAUGAUGCCAGCAAGCAAACCACCUGUAUAAAGAUGGAGAUCUGUCGAGGAGGGGACUUUGCAGCCUUCCUCCUACAAGGAGCCGGAGAUGUUUGGCUGGAUGUGUAUAAAUUGCCCAAGGAGUCUUGGCUCAAGGAAGUGGAGCACCCCCAACUUGCUAUAAAUCCAAAGAAAAAAGGCAGACAGCCACAACUGAGCACUCUUGAACCCGUGACUUCAGAGACUUUAGAAAUGGAUACAAACAUUUGUUUUAGAGGAGACAUUAAGUUGAGUCAUCCAGUUCACAUAAUGAAGAUCAAACCACCCAAACCAGUUACAGGGACCACAUUUAAAAGCCCCCUGGAAGUCUUUGCAAAGAUAGAGGACUGCUAUGGGUUGGGCUCAGGGCAGAACCACUUCAUCAAGGAAAAUCAGUGGGAACAGCAAGCAGCCAUCUUCCACACCUCCUACAAGAAGUACCUGGAUGAGAAAGGGGAGGAGGAGCCACUCAGCAUGGCCUCAUUCCAUUUCCUCCUUCCUAGCAGCAUAAUUGCAAUGCCAGCGGAAGUCAAGAGCCCCUCAGGAGUAGCCUGUGUCCUUGGCAUACAUUGGACUGGAAGUCACAACUUCUUCCUCUAUUCGCUUAACCGAACUCUGAAGGAUAAAGUCGACCCAGAGGGUGUGUGGCCCUGUGCUGCGCCCAUUGCUGUCUCUCAGCUCAGCUAUACCUGCUCCUACCUGUUGAUUGCCUGCGAGGAUGGCGUGCUCACACUGUGGGACCUGGCCGAAGGUUUCCUACUUGGGGUCGUUGCUCUUCCCGAGGGAUGUUUCUGCCAGAGCAUUCACUUCCUAAAAUACUUCUUAGUCUACAAAGGACAGAACAUGUAUCCUGAGGGUCCCUUGAAAUCCCAAAUGCAAUGUGUGGUGCUGUGCACAGAUUCUUCCCUCCAUCUUCUGACAGCCAAGGGGACCCAAGUGCCCACCAUCAGCGAGCUUGUUAAGAGGCCCGUGAAACAUCCAGAGGAGGCCAUCUGUGCAGUGGCCCCGGUUCAAGCCUUCCCCGGCACAGUGCUGAUCUUUUGCAGGAAUGGCUCUGUACAGCUCAUGGAUGUGGCCAAGCCUCAGAUCAUCUGUGCCUUUGCUCCACCCAGAACUUACCAUCUGGCGGUCCCCUGGAAGCCUGUGUUUGUCGUGUCUUUGCAACAUCCGUGUUUCCUGCUCCGAGGAGACCAUCCAGAUGAAAUUGAAUCUGACGACACCAAGGACAUCCAGAACUCCAUCUUCUACUUUAAUCUCGAGGCCUACCCACUCCUGGAAAACAUCUCAAGAAAUCACACCAUUCCUAAAAUGGACAUAACCGAGAACAUGGCUUUCACUCAGGUGUUGCCCUUGGAGAAAAGAUGUGAGGAUUUCCUCGAGAGGAGUUUCCAGAAGCUGGAGAAGAAGGUGAAAGAGGAGGAGCACCGGACCCGGCUUCACAGGUAUUCCUUGAUGCUCCAAAGAGAGAACUUCAGGAAGUGACUGGGCUGCCAAAAAGCUUUGCAGUGCACAGCCUUCACCCCAGGAUGCCCUGAGGUCCAGAGACACAAUGACAGAGGACAGCAGCUCAGUAGGCCCCAGGGACCUGGACUGGCAGGCUGGGACCUCAGCAAGGGGGAGGUAGGCCCUGGGAGCCUAUGCCCCUAAGCCACUUGUCAGAGCCCUCGGUGGG
This is a messenger RNA of Nyctereutes procyonoides (raccoon dog), 2316 nucleotides long. It is a transcript of the gene WDR93, whose product is annotated as WD repeat domain 93. The transcript has 17 exons. NCBI's taxonomy places the organism in Eukaryota, Metazoa, Chordata, Mammalia, Carnivora, Canidae. Gene Ontology annotation, biological process: electron transport chain. The record is from RefSeq and is a predicted model, not a curated record. Gene Ontology annotation, molecular function: protein binding. Bases 66 to 2126 code for a protein of 686 amino acids.